UUUCGUCUCUUAGCAAGGGUCCUCCUAAUGUACGUGAUGUCCGCUGAAACAGCAGUGCUGGGCAUUUGAGAGUCUCUUAGGGAGCUGAAAUGUUGUAUUUCCAAAGAGAAAUCAUUAGAAAUGUCCUUACAGUAAGGCAACUGAUUUUUGUACAGUGGUAACCUGGUCGGCGUGUUCAGUUCCUAGUUGAAGCUUGUCUUCACACACAAAACUUUCAGGAUUAUUGGCUGUAAUGGACUGACCCUGUGGGAGUAGUGAAAUGACCAGCCAGUAUCCCAGCCAUGGAGAGAGAUCCCCAGAUAAAAAGCCAGCUACUGUGGCUCCUAAGCUCCAUGUCCAGCAAUCGCCAUCAAAGGAGGCCAUUACCAUCCACUUCUCAGCUUUCGGGAAGGAAGAAGAUGAAGAGGAAGAAGGUCUGUUUAUUACAGCCUCCUCUACAGCCUCAGCUCCUCUGGACGGCUCAAAUAUUGUGACUGCUCUGGAAGCGAGUGAGGAAAUGUUUGAAGGGGAACCCCUUGACUCUGCAUCUCCUACCAGGUUUUCGCCCAGUUCAAGUAAUCACUCUAACCGUUCACCACAAACCCUUUCUUCAACUGUUCCUGAACACAAGGCCUCAACUGCCAACUCUUCUCCCAUAAAAUCUCUGAGCUUUCCCUCCACAUUAGGUUUGGUAAAGGCACUACCCCCAGAUGAUGGCGCCUCCUCUGCUCCGACCAUAAGACAUAGGCAACUUAUGAAAAGUCUCGUCAAAUCCUUGUCAUCAGAUACAUCCCAGGACUCAUCCUCUUCUUCAUCAUCCUACCGUCUUCCAGAGUCUCGCCUUAACCUGCAAGUCUUAAAGCAGUUUGCACAAUCAAGAAUGCAGUCUGCUUCCAUGGCAUCAAUUAGCGAUUCUAAAACUGCCCCCUCCUCACCGUUGACUUCGCAAGAGAACCGAAGUUUCUUUAAAGUCUCUGAGGUCGAAGCACGAUUUGAGGAUACCAAGCGGCGUCUCACUGAAGCUAUUUCUGAACCAUUGCAGCUUCUCAGUAAGAUCAUAGAUGAGAAGAGCGCUAGCAGCAUUUAUCGGCCUAAGGGGCUCUCAUCCAGUGCCACAGAACUCUCUACGCUCACUUCUCUGAAUGGUAACCAGGAGAGCAACAACAACUACUGCAUCAAAGAAGAAGGGGGUGAAGAUGAGGCAGAAAGCCCCAACAGCUGGACCGCGGUUGGAGCCGAAUCACCAGCUGGCCCCUGUUCCAACACUAAAAGCCCCAACAAUCUAUCCUUACUUUCCAUGUCUGCCCUCGCUAAAUUGGACGAGGAAGACUUUUGCAUUUUGAACAAUGAGGACUUUGAAUCUUGCACUGACACAGAGGGUGAAGGUAUUGAAGGAUCUAACAACACUCUACCACUAAGUAGUUGUUCAGACCCAAGCUGUGAUGAUGAAUAUGAAGGUUUUGAGUCAGCACCUGAUGUCCCACACUAUACUCUCGCCGUCCUGACGUUUCUACUUUAUACAUGCUUUGUUUUACCACUUCCAAGCUACGUGGGGGGAGUACUACUUGGGAUUGGACUCGGGUUCUUUCUAGCCAUCGGUAUUGUUUGGCUCACGGGGCCAAAACGCUCUGGAGGGGAUGUGAAAUAUUCCAGAAAUCACAGAGAGCUGUGGAAUGUCACCAAGAUGGAUGUUAAAGAGCCUGAGUCCUAUAAGGGUUGGAUGAAUGAGAUCUCAAACUAUGACCCAGAAACUUACCACGCCACACUGACUCACUCUGUGUUCGUCCGCCUGGAGGGUUCCAUCAUUCGUCUUUCCAAACCCAACCACAACAUCGCCCGCCGUGCCUCACACAACGAACCAAAGUCUGACAUGAGCUUUGUCAGUCAGAAGAUUUAUGACCUCAGCAAUAGCAAGGUCUGUUUAGUGCCUCAAAAUCUUGCCAGGAAGAGAGUGUGGAACAAAAAGUACCCAAUCUGCAUCGAACUUGGCAGACAAGAUGACUUCAUGUCAAAGGCAGAAGAUGAAAGGUCUGAAGCCAGUGAGUCGUCGACUUCUGAGCUUAAUGGUGAAAGAACCAGUGCGGCACAGGACCGACGGUCCUCUGUGACCAGAAGAGACCGGACCAUCUUCUUGUUUGGGCGGACUGGGAGGGAGAAAGAGGAAUGGUUCCAGCGGUUUCUGUCAGCCUCUAAUGUCAGAGCUGAUCUGAAGCAAGUUCCCUGUUUUGGAACCAGUAAAAAAGCCUCUCACAGCCGCAGCAGCAGCCGCAGUAGUCUUGAUGAAGUCCUGGCACCACCGCUCAAAUCAAGAGACUCAACGACCUCCUUGAUGACAGCAGGCAGUGCCAAAAACAAGCUGCCAUUAGACUAUAGUGUGUACAUGGCCUCCGUAAUGCCAAAAAAUCAAGCGGUUGGUCUCCCAUCUUCCAGCUCUUCUCAGAGUCUACAGAGCACCCCCGGAGCUGAUAAAAAGCUUCAGAACAGCACUACAGCUCAGGCGCAGCCCAGGGGAGAGGAGGAGGAAUCUGUUGCCUGGGUGAACGCGGCUCUCGGCAGGCUCUUCUGGGACUUCCUGACCGAGCCCUACUGGGUUGAAGAAGUCUCCAAGAAAAUUCAGAUGAAGCUCAGCAAGAUUCGACUGCCUUACUUUAUGAAUGAGCUCACCCUGACAGAACUGGACAUGGGGACAAGCACCCCCAGAAUCCAUCAAGCAUCUGCACCUUAUAUUGACUGUCGAGGUCUAUGGUUUGACUUAGAGGUCUCCUACAAUGGCUCCUUCCUGAUGACUCUGGAAACCAAGAUGAUUCUCAAUCGUCUGGGAAAGGAUGGAGAAAGUCUCCGCUUGGGGGAAUUUGGCAAAGAGGGGUACAGGCCUCGUACUUACUGCCUAGCUGCUAGUGAUGAAGAGUCAUCAAGCGCAGGUUCAUCAGAUGAGGAAGACUCUUCUGACCUUUCAAAUGAUUCAACUGGAGCUGACAGCAGUCUGGUGGGUGGACAUAAGCCAAGCAAGAUCAUGCGCUUUGUUGACAAAAUUGCCAAGUCCAAAUACUUCCAGAAGGCCACGGAGACGGAGUUUAUCAAAAAGAAGAUGGAGGAAGUGUCCAACACACCCCUCCUGCUCACUGUGGAGGUUCAGCAACUCAGAGGAACGCUGGCUGUCAACAUUCCUCCUCCUCCCACUGACAGGAUUUGGUAUGGCUUUAGGACUCCACCUCACCUGGAACUAAAGGCUCGACCCAAACUUGGGGAGAGAGAAGUGACUCUGGCUCAUGUUACAGACUGGAUAGAGAAAAAACUGUACCAGGAAUUCCAGAAAAUCCUUGUAAUGCCAAACAUGGACGACGUGUGGCUGACCAUCAUGCACUCUGCCAUGGACCCUCGCACUGCUGGCGGACCCUUAGUCAGCCCUCCGGGGAACACAGAGCCAUCUUAGCACAACCUGGACAGCAAACCUAAGCUUCGGAGAUUGUUUACAGUAUUGCCUAAAGCUUCUGGGGUUUAAUAAUAAAAACUCAAGC
Molecule: messenger RNA, 3497 nt
Organism: Cyprinodon tularosa
Lineage: Eukaryota; Metazoa; Chordata; Actinopteri; Cyprinodontiformes; Cyprinodontidae
Product: testis-expressed protein 2-like
Exons: 12
Coding region: 260-3412 (1050 amino acids)
Cellular component (GO): endoplasmic reticulum
Molecular function (GO): lipid binding
Source: RefSeq, a predicted model, not a curated record